Molecule: messenger RNA, 380 nt
Organism: Dentiscutata erythropus
Lineage: Eukaryota; Fungi; Glomeromycota; Glomeromycetes; Diversisporales; Gigasporaceae
Source: the annotation of a GenBank genome assembly
AUGCAAGAACAUUACAACUAUUGCAAGUUAAAAAAUUCUGGCAAUAGUAAUACAUCAAGUUUUACAUCAAGUUUUGUACAUAACGACGACAAUAAUACAAGAACUAUUAAUCAUAAACAACAAACAAAAAUGGAAAAUUUUUUAUACAAGUUUACGAAUACGGAUCAAAAAGAACUAGAAAGUUUGUUAGCACGUGGGUUUUAUUCUGCUGGUAUUUCAUUUAAUAUUUUAGAAAAUGAUGAUAUAAAAGCUUUUUUUUCAAGAGCAUUACCAUACUUUAAAUUGUCUACACGUUAUUCUCUUUCAAACUCUCUUUUUACUAAAGAGUAUUCUGGUUUAAACACUGUUAUUAAUUACUUACUUAAUGAAACACAAUUUUU